UCUGACGUCGCGCCGCCGGAGCGUCCCCGCCCUGCGUACUGGGCCGCAGUGGGGAGGAGGGAGGAGCCGGUUCGGUGACGUCAGUUGCUCCGCCUCCCAGCUGCAUUGUGUUUCUCCCCGGGGCUGUGAGGUGCGGGACCGGCGGGAGGCGGAGGGGGCCACACAACCGGCACGGAGGGCCACACUCUGCGGGGUGGAUAAUGAUAAAGGAACCAUGACCCCCUUCUUCCUGGGCACGCUGGCCUCCAUGGGCACUACCUCUGCCUCCUCCUGUGCCGGAGGCGGGUGCAAUGAAACCAAUACAGAAGCCAGAGACUACUGCUACAGCGCGCGUAUCCGCAGCACCGUGCUGCAGGGCCUGCCGUUCGGCGGGGUGCCGACUGUCCUCGCUCUGGACUUCAUGUGCUUUCUGGCUCUUCUCUUCGUCUUCUCCUUCUUGAGGAAAGUGGCCUGGGACUAUGGGCGAUUGGCGCUCGUCACCGAUGCCGACAGUGUGGCCUCCGCCAUGCACUCCGAGAGCCAUGACCGAUACGAGCGACUGACCUCCGUGUCCAGCUCAGUGGACUUUGACCAAAGAGACAAUGGUUUCUGCUCCUGGCUGACUGCAAUCUUCCGGAUAAAAGAUGAUGAAAUCCUUGAUAAAUGUGGUGCAGAUGCUGUCCAUUACCUGUCCUUCCAACGCCACAUCAUCGGUCUGUUGGUGGUAGUCGGCGUACUCUCUGUUGGCAUUGUGCUCCCGGUCAACUUCUCAGGAGACCUGCUGGAAAACAAUGCGUACAGCUUCGGGAGGACAACCAUAGCCAACCUGGACUCCAGGAACAAUCUCCUUUGGCUUCACACCACCUUCGCCUUCUUCUACCUCUUGCUCACGGUGUACAGUAUGCGACGUCACACGUCCAAAAUGCGCUACAAGGAGGAUGAGCUGGUGAAGAGAACUCUGUUUAUUAAUGGAAUUUCCAAAUAUGCAGAGGCAGGAAAAAUUAAGAAGCAUUUUGAGGAGGCCUAUGACCACUGCACAGUGCUGGAAGCUCGGCCAUGCUAUAACGUGGCCAGGCUCAUGUCUCUGGAUACAGAAAGGAAAAAAGCUGAGCGCGGCCGCCUCUACUUCACCCACUUGAAGAGUAAAGACAACCUCACGUCCUUCAUCAACCCGAAGCCAUGCGGUCACUUAUGCUGCUGCGUGAUCAAAGGGUGUGAGCGGGUGGAGGCCAUUGAGUAUUACACACGGCUAGAGCACCGUCUAAAAGAAGAUUACAAGAAAGAAAAGGAAAAGGUCAAUGAGAAACAACUUUCAAUGGCCUUCGUCACCUUCCAGAACGAGGCCACCACCGCCAUGAUUUUGAAAGAUUUCAAUGCAUGUAAAUGUCAUGGCUGCAGUUGUCGAGGGGAGCCCAAAAAUUCAUCCUGCAGUGAAACUCUUCACAUCCCCAACUGGACUGUCAGCUACGCUCCGGAUCCUCAGAAUAUCUACUGGGAGAACCUGCAUACACGUGGCAUUGUCUGGUGGUUCCGCUGCCUGAUCAUCAACAUCAUUCUCUUCCUCCUCCUCUUCUUCCUCACAACGCCGGCUAUUAUCAUCACCACCAUGGACAAGUUCAACGUUACCAAACCUGUGGAGUACCUGAAUAAUCCAAUCAUCACCCAGUUCUUCCCCACUCUGUUACUAUGGGCCUUCUCUGCUCUGCUGCCAACCAUCGUCUAUUAUUCGGCGUUCUUCGAGGCACACUGGACCAGGUCGGGGGAGAAUCGCACCACCAUGCACAAGUGCUACACAUUCCUGAUCUUCAUGGUUCUGCUGCUGCCUUCUCUGGGACUAAGCAGCCUGGACCUGUUCUUCAGAUGGCUCUUCGACAAGAAGUUUCUGGAACAGGCCUCGGUCAGAUUUGAGUGUGUGUUCCUUCCCGACAAUGGCGCUUUCUUCGUCAACUAUGUUAUCGCCUCCGCCUUUAUCGGUAAUGCCAUGGAUCUGCUACGUAUCCCCGGUCUGCUGAUGUACAUGAUUCGGCUCUGUCUGGCUCGAUCUGCGGCAGAGCGCAAAAGCGUUAAGCGGCAUCAGGCCUAUGAGUUCCAGUUUGGUGCGGCGUAUGCGUGGAUGAUGUGCAUUUUUACAGUGGUGAUGACCUACAGCAUAACUUGUCCCAUUAUCGUCCCGUUUGGUCUGAUGUAUAUGCUCCUCAAACAUCUGGUGGAUCGCUACAACCUCUACUAUGCCUACCUACCUGCCAAACUGGACAAGAAGAUCCAUUCGGCGGCGGUGAGCCAGGUGGUGGCGGCUCCAAUCCUCUGCCUCUUCUGGCUUCUCUUUUUCUCGACUGUGAGGACCGGUUUCCUGGCUCCCACCUCCAUGUUCACCUUUGUGGUCCUGGUAAUCACCAUCGUUAUCUGCCUGUCUCACGUCUGCUUCGGCCACUUCAAGUACCUGAGUGCCCACAACUACCGGAUUGAUCACACAGAGGUGAACGCCGUGGACGGAACGCAAAACGGACGCCCAUCAUCCACCACAGCUUCUCAGAAGUCGGCGAAGUACAUCGCUCAGGUCCUGCAAGACUCUUCAGCAGACAGCGAACCAGCAGGGGACAGCGAGGAGCCCGGCUCUCAGGACGAGGAUAUGAUCAAUGCAGACAACACACAGGAUGCCGAGUUCCAGUCUUGUGAGGACAGUCUCAUCGAGAACGAGAUACACCAGUGACAUCAAGCGGAGGAGAGAGGGGCGUAACACUGCACAUACUAUAAACACUCCAUCUCCUCUGCCCUGUACGCGGGGACCUGGCCCCUCCAUCUUCUAAGGGGCCCCCUCUCAGCCUUUGCGCUAGGAAGCUGUCCCCAUGUAGACUGACGUCUCGGGCUGUCUGCUCGCCUGCUGCUCUCUGUACAGUAUACGGACGAAUAUUUGGUGUUUGCACAGACGCUGCCUGCUGUCUAUGUUAUGUGUUAGAGGAAUUCAUUGCACUCCU
Messenger RNA from Rana temporaria (common frog), 2954 nucleotides. It is a transcript of the gene TMEM63B, whose product is annotated as transmembrane protein 63B. Gene Ontology annotation, molecular function: calcium-activated cation channel activity. The record is from RefSeq and is a predicted model, not a curated record. The transcript is spliced from 23 exons. Gene Ontology annotation, cellular component: plasma membrane. NCBI's taxonomy places the organism in Eukaryota, Metazoa, Chordata, Amphibia, Anura, Ranidae. Bases 215 to 2689 code for a protein of 824 amino acids.